Messenger RNA from Polychytrium aggregatum, 837 nucleotides. RefSeq lists its product as uncharacterized. NCBI's taxonomy places the organism in Eukaryota, Fungi, Chytridiomycota, Chytridiomycetes, Polychytriales. Gene Ontology annotation, molecular function: serine-type endopeptidase activity. The record is from RefSeq and is a predicted model, not a curated record. The transcript has 5 exons. Gene Ontology annotation, cellular component: membrane. The coding region runs from base 1 to 837 and encodes 278 amino acids.
AUGCUUUCCGGGCCCGGUUCUCUGAUUACCUCGAGACUCAAGACAUCCAUGUGGAGGGCUCCAGCACGUUGCUCGGUAUCGUCGCUGGUAGCGCAGCGCCCAUUUGCGUCUUUGUCGAAGCAGCCGCAGAACAAGAUCCCCACCGAAUGGAGGCGGACUCUGCGGCGGUUCACCAACUCCAAAUGGUUCAGUCCCGAAUAUGUAGUUUAUGGCAUCAUCGGCAUCAACUGUGCAGUGUAUCUUGUCUGGCUCUAUGCUCAGAAGAAUGCAAAAGAGUUCCGGGACUACAAGCUGCUGCAAUUCAUGUACAAGAACUUCAUGAUCAGCUGGCCAUCGACCGUCGAGCAAUUCCGAUGGUGGACCAUCUUUACCGCCUCGUUCUCGCACAUGGAGUUUAUGCAUCUGCUUGUCAAUAUGAUGACUCUCUACUUUUUCGGCAUCCCGGUGGCGGCAUUCCUUGGAAGCGCUCGGUUUCUGUCGAUCUACCUCCUGGCCAGCGCCCCCACGUCGCUCCUGACGCUCAUCUACCAGUACUACAAGGCGUCGACCGAGUUCUCGCGAAGCCACGUCCCAGUCCCUGUGAGCUCGAGCCUGGGCGCCUCGGGCAACACCAUGUCGGCGAUUGUCAUCUUCACCUGCCUCAACCCGCUGGCCACGAUCUAUCUCUAUUUCAUUCCCAUUCCUGCAUAUCUGGCGACCGUCGGCCUGAUUCUGCAUGAUCUGUGGGGCCACUUUUCGAACCAGCAAAGCCGCACCAACUUUAUUGCCCAUCUUGCCGGCGCUGGCUUUGGCUUCGUGUACUAUUGGCGGCACAUCCGCAAGGCCAUCCGAAGAUGA